Messenger RNA from Clarias gariepinus (North African catfish), 548 nucleotides. It is a transcript of the gene kiss1, whose product is annotated as KiSS-1 metastasis suppressor. The transcript is spliced from 2 exons. The coding region runs from base 227 to 547 and encodes 106 amino acids. NCBI's taxonomy places the organism in Eukaryota, Metazoa, Chordata, Actinopteri, Siluriformes, Clariidae. The record is from RefSeq and is a predicted model, not a curated record.
AUUAGCACAAGCAGGGUACACAUGCUCAGUCAAUAUACCUCACUCCUUUCAUCUAACCGCCACAGAUCACAGCCCAAGAUAACCUCUAUCUGAGAACAUAGAAGAUACAAGAUACAUAACCAUUAGGUGUAAGCUUAUUUUUCCCCCCCUGUUCUGUAUGUCCUCACAGACCUUCUGCAUAUACUGUACCGUAUUUUCCUUCAGUGAAGUGUAAGGUCUACUAGAAAUGCUCCUGCUUGCAAUGAUACUCCUAAUAUCAGUCAGACUUGGAGAGACCAGUCCCACAAAAGAGUACAUUAAAGAUGUGACCCCUGAGGAUCGAGUGCUCAAAGUUUUGCAGAGAAUCGCCUCACGACCCACACCUGAACCUCUGGAAUACAAUCUUUUAUCUCACCUCCCCAUGGACAUGGCCAACCCAUGGCUAAGUGUACGAAUUCCCAGCAGUUCAUGGUGGCGGCACCUUGAAAACCCUCAUCGCGAAACCAAGAGGAGGCAGAAUCUAGCAUCAUAUAAUCUCAAUUCAUUCGGCCUUCGCUAUGGAAAAUAAA